AUUGCACGAAGGGGGUGGUUUGUGGCAGUGUCAUCUGACUGUGUCGUCCAUGUGUACAACUACGAACAGGAAAUGCUUAUGAUCACGAGUUUUAGAGCUAAGAACCGUGCAGACGUUUGGUGUAAAUUAGCCGUUCAUCCAACCCAGCUGUAUGUGCUGUCAGGAUGUGCUACGGAGAUAAAGCUUUGGGACUUGCAUUGCAUACAGACAUUUGAAGAACACUCGGCUGCCAUCAUGGCCCUAAAAUUUAACCCGGAGGACACCAACAGUUUUGCAAGUGCUUCGCAUGAUAAUACAAUAAAGGUUUGGAGUCUUGAUUCUCCCAAAUCCAAGUUUACUCUGUUUGGGCAUUCGCAUGUUGUGAAUUUCCUGGAUUUUUUCACGCGUGGUGGUCGGCAGUAUUUGAUCAGUGGCUCUUGGGAUGCGACUGCCAAGAUAUGGGAUAUGGAGAAGGAGGAGUGCAUUCAUACACUCGAACACGAGUCUGCGGUUUUUCAGGUCGUUUCCCAUCCCAAUCUUCCGGUUCUAAUUACAGGUACAAAAGAUGGUGAUGUUCACGCGUGGAGCUCAUAUGAUUUCAGGCUCAAGAGAAUACACAACUUUCGUGACGGUGGAUGGGUUGUGGGUCUCGCAUGUUUGGUGGGGUCAGGAAGGCUUGUAGUUGCACACAAAACUGGAGUGUCGUUGAUGGCAAUUCGUGAAGAAGAAGAACAAGAUGGUAGCACAGGCAACAAUGAGAAUUCCAUAUCAGCGACAAAUUUGGAAAUCCAAAGCUAGUACUACUUUGGUGUAGCUCAUUAUUUAAUGUGCUAGAUAUGGCACCUCUACGUAGUUGACCAUCGUGUAUGCUAACACCAGCAUCAAGAAUUCAUAGAUCUGGAAUUUGAACGGUUGACUUUUGGAGAUGAACAGCAUCACUCGAAGCUCAACAACCAGCCAACUCUCUCACAGAGGUGAGGUCAUAUACAGAGCAACUGCUUCGAUCCGUAUGUGAUCGUUACUCACUCCUGCGGAAGCCAGAGAGCCUUUAAUUAGUUACUGGAUCUAUCCGAUGAAAGAUGGUAGUUCGGGACAACUACAAUCGGGUUGGAUGGCGGUCCAAUAACAUGAUAGGUGGUUAGUCAUCUAGUCCUAUUUUCGUCGGUUGUAGUAUUUUUAUGUACUUUUGGAUGAUUCUGCAGCUCUCUCUAAAAUGGCUUUCAACCGUGGACUAUUUUGUUGCUUUCAUUAAUAAAGGGGCUGCAUGCAUCGUUUUAAUGCGGAGGCCGGGGAUAUUUCUCUUUUUCUAAAAAAUCUAGAUU
Messenger RNA from Hordeum vulgare subsp. vulgare (domesticated barley), 1301 nucleotides. Its product is annotated as putative coatomer subunit beta'-3. Bases 73 to 777 code for a protein of 234 amino acids. The transcript has 5 exons. The record is from RefSeq and is a predicted model, not a curated record. Gene Ontology annotation, molecular function: protein binding. Gene Ontology annotation, biological process: retrograde vesicle-mediated transport, Golgi to endoplasmic reticulum; intracellular protein transport; endoplasmic reticulum to Golgi vesicle-mediated transport. Gene Ontology annotation, cellular component: COPI vesicle coat. NCBI's taxonomy places the organism in Eukaryota, Viridiplantae, Streptophyta, Magnoliopsida, Poales, Poaceae.